AUCCGCAACAUCCCUGGUUUAGAUGGCCGUACGAUAUGUGGUCGUCGAGCUCGAGUCGAGAUCAACGGCAGCCGUGGAUUCGGAGGCCGGGGGCCGCCGCCCGGAUCCCGCCUGCCGCCUCGCCCCUACGACCGCUGCUAUGACUGCGGAGACCGCGGACACUACGCUUGCGACUGCACACGCCGCCGUCGCCGCAGCCGCUCUCGGUCCCGCCGCCGCAACCGGUCCCGCUCGCCGCGCUCGGGCCCGCCAAACCGCCCCCGCCCCCGCUCGCGCUCGCGCUCCAAGGGGCGCUCCAUGUCGCGCUUGAGGUCUAGGUCACCAUCCAAAGAAUCCAAGAAGUCCAACUAAAAACCUUUUGACCACCUGACUAGCUUUACUAUUACCACUACGAUUUCUUUUGUGUGUUAAGUGAUACAGUUUUUGGAUUCUUUGCUGAGGAAGACAUUCCUUAUUUAUGUAAGGUAUUAAUUUUGGGAUCAAUAAAGUGACUUGCGAA
This is a messenger RNA of Cydia amplana, 499 nucleotides long. Its product is annotated as serine/arginine-rich splicing factor 7-like. Lineage: Eukaryota; Metazoa; Arthropoda; Insecta; Lepidoptera; Tortricidae. The transcript is spliced from 2 exons. The annotation marks the transcript as partial. The record is from RefSeq and is a predicted model, not a curated record. Gene Ontology annotation, molecular function: nucleic acid binding; zinc ion binding.